GGCCUGAAGCAAGCCCAAGGCAUUGACAAGUCGAACCGCGACCCCUUCAUCAAGCAGCAUGAAGGGCAGCUGCAGCUCCUUGGGGCCCUGGACCUGGCUCCCGGCUCGGCAGAGAUUUGGUUCGAGGCGGCCAAAGUAGCCGUCGCCUUGGCGUCCCUGACCGAUGCCGAAGGCCAGGCGCAGCAUGCCGUCGAUAUGUUUGCGCACGCCUGCACGCUGGACCCGCCGAAGCUCAAAGAGGCUUUGGCUUGGCUGGACAAGAAAGAGUCGGGCAAGUCGUCAAAAAUCACUCAGGACGAGCAGGUCGUGCGGAAGAUCGUGCGAGAGCAGAUGGAGGCGUGGGGCGAGUCUGGAUCUGUGCCCGUUCGGCACCCGGAUUUCCUCUCCACGCUGAAAGACGGGAUCUGCUUUCCUACGCGGGAGUACGGGCAAAUGGCUAGUGCUCACCCGAAGGAUGUCGCAAAGAUCGUUGACAGCUUUCAGGUGAGGAAUGCGUUUCCCACCAAGAUCCUGUCCGUGAAUGUGCGCUCGUGGCUGCCAGAGGGCUUCACCACACGCCUCGCCGACCUCGCAGUUCGAAAGUACGAGCAGUUUGGCAAGAAGUACACCGACAUAGAUCCCAACGACCUUAACGACAAGUUCUUCAGCUUCCAGGCGACCCAUGCGGACCGCAUCUCGAGGUCUGACGAGAAGAAAUGGCCCGAAAUGUACAGAGAUUCCGAGGACUUCAAGAUCCUGACUCGUGUCAUGAAGGGCGCUCUGCUGGGCUUUCUGAACAAGACGGGGAUCACCCUGCCCCAGGGAGAUCAAGGCUAUGGUCUCGUGCUGUGGGCCGCCGUGUAUCCUGGAAACGGCGGGCGCCAUGGGUACCACGUGCACCAGGGCUCUGCUUCCUCGUGCGUCCUGUAUACCCGGGUCGCCGGCCUCAGCCUGAGAUUCCCAUAG
This is a messenger RNA of Symbiodinium sp. CCMP2456, 945 nucleotides long. The record is from the annotation of a GenBank genome assembly. Lineage: Eukaryota; Dinophyceae; Suessiales; Symbiodiniaceae.